This is a messenger RNA of Sarcophilus harrisii (Tasmanian devil), 2453 nucleotides long. RefSeq names its product matrix metallopeptidase 11 (gene MMP11). Lineage: Eukaryota; Metazoa; Chordata; Mammalia; Dasyuromorphia; Dasyuridae. Bases 101 to 1588 code for a protein of 495 amino acids. Gene Ontology annotation, molecular function: zinc ion binding; metalloendopeptidase activity. The transcript is spliced from 8 exons. Gene Ontology annotation, cellular component: extracellular matrix. The record is from RefSeq and is a predicted model, not a curated record. Gene Ontology annotation, biological process: collagen catabolic process; extracellular matrix organization; proteolysis.
CUGGGGGGAGGGGGGAGGGGCGGGCCGGGCUGAGCCUAUAAAGGGCCGCAGUCAGCCGGGCUCCGGGCCCGCCCCGCAGGCCCCUGGCGCCCGCCCCGGGAUGGCCCCAGCCCCGGCCCGCAGCCGCCGCCCGCUCCGGCUCUCCGGAGCUCUCAUCCUGCUCCCGCUGCUGCUCUCGUACCCGGUCCUGGCCCGGCCAGCCCCGCCGCCGCCCGACUCGGCCCUCAGGGAGCAUGGACGCCAGCUCGAGGCUGUUCCCGAGGCCGCGGCCUCCGAGCCGGAGGUGCCCCGGCGUGCCGCGGCUCGGGGCCGCCCCCGCUGCGGGGUACCCGACCUGCCCCCCGGACUACGCCUCCAGAACCGGCAAAAACGCUUCGUGCUGUCAGGGGGGCGCUGGGAGAAGGUCCACCUCACCUAUAGAAUCCUGCGCUUCCCCUGGCAGCUGCUCAAGGAGCAGGUACGGCAGAUGAUGGCCGAGGCCUUGGGGGUGUGGAGCAGCGUGACCCCACUCACCUUCACCGAGGUGCAGGAGGGCAGGGCCGACAUCAUGAUCGACUUCACCAGGUACCGGCACGGGGACAACCUCCCUUUCGAUGGCCCCGGGGGCAUAUUGGCUCAUGCCUUCUUCCCUAAGACCCACCGAGAGGGUGACGUGCAUUUUGACUAUGAUGAGACCUGGACCAUUGGGAACAAUCUGGGCACAGACUUGCUCCAGGUGGCGGCCCACGAGUUCGGCCACGUGCUGGGCCUCCAGCACUCGACCGAAGCCAAAGCCCUGAUGUCCCCCUUCUACACUUUCCGCUACCCUCUGAGCCUGAGCCCGGACGACCGGCGGGGAAUCCAGCACCUGUACGGACAGCGGCUCGCGCCCCAGCCCGGUCCGGAGACCCCUCCGGCCCCGGGCCCCGCCGGGCCCCGCUCCCGAGCGCCUCCCACACCCCGGCCGGGCGACACGGACACUAACGAGAUCUCCUUGGAGCCAGACGCCUGCGACACGGACUUCGAUGCCGCGGCCACCAUCAGGGGGGAGCUCUUCUUCUUCAAGUCAGGCUUUGUCUGGAGGCUGAGAGGGGGCCGGCUCCAGCCCGGCUACCCCGCGCUGGCUUCCCGCCACUGGCAAGGCCUGCCUGCCAGCCUCGACGCUGCCUUUGAGGAUCCAGAGGGCAACAUCUGGUUUUUCCAAGGCUCUCAGUACUGGGUGUACGCCGGGGAGCAGCGCCUGCUGGGCCCCGCGCCGCUCUCGGACCUGGGGCUGGCGAGCCCUGGCGUCCAGGCGGCGCUGGCCUGGGGGACGGCGAGGAGCAAGAUCUACUUCUUCCAUGGGGGCAGCUACUGGCGUUUCCGGACCAGCACGCGGCGCGUCGACAGCCCCUCCCCACGGAGGACCACAGACUGGCGGGGCGUCCCCGCCGAGAUCAGCGCCGCCUUCCAGGACAGUCACGGCUACGCUUACUUCCUCCACGGUGGCCAGUACUGGAAGUUUGACCCGGUGAAGGUGAGAGUCCUGGAGGGCUUCCCACGCUCCAUCGGCCAGGACUUUUUUGGCUGCGCCGGACCCGCUCCCCUGGCUUCCAACGCCUUCCUCUGAGCCCUGGCCGCUGCCGCUGGCCUGGGCAGACCCUUUGGGGGCUGGCCUCCCACGGUGAGCCUGAGCAGGCAGCACUAUUUAUUGGGGGGUGAAGAUGAAGGCCCCCGGUGGCCAGGCUGGGCUCAGCAGCGGUGGGGGGGAGGGCCCGGGAGCCCGGGCUCGGAGGCAGAGGUUUGAGGCCAUGCUGGUUGUGGCCCUCGCUGUCUGCCCUGCCCGCCAUUGUCCGCAGACGACCUUGAAGAUUGUCCAUCGACCCCCCUAGAGACUCCACCCCCGAGAGCUGCCCCCCCAGACUGGCUUCUGUCCCAGAGGAUGUCAUGGGGGGGCCACGGGGGGGGAAGGGGGGUUUCCCCUUCUCGAGUCCUUGUGCCUUCGCUCUCCCCUGGGAGCUACUCCUUUCUUCCCUCCAUCCCCGGCCUGGCCCCGAAGUCUCCCCUGCAAAGGGCCCGCUCCUCCCGAGCCGGGGAUCCCAGUCCAGGUGGGCGGGCUUGUGAUCUUGGGGCUGGGACCCUUGCCUAGAGAUGCCCCCUGCUGCCCCCGGGCCCUUCUCGGGAUGUGGUCUCCGAGAGCUCCAGAAGGGGUCAGGGCCCAGGGUGGCGCCUUGGAGGUUCCUGCCCUUCCUCCUGCCCGCACCCUGCCGGCUUCUGAAGGUCCCCCACCCUCUGGAGGGCCAGCACGCCACUGACUUCAGGGGACCUGACUCUGCCCCCCUCCCCGAGCAGUCGGUGCGUCCAGAGCGGCUAGAGCUGGGAAUGGCCCCUCUGCCGGCCGGGCUGCCGGGCUUUGUCCUUCCCCGCGUCCACUCUGUAGCGCACUUUUGUACCAGUGGCCGUCUGUUUGACAAUUAAACGCGGCCUGUUUUCUA